Arabis nemorensis is the source of this 390-nucleotide messenger RNA. The record is from the annotation of a GenBank genome assembly. NCBI's taxonomy places the organism in Eukaryota, Viridiplantae, Streptophyta, Magnoliopsida, Brassicales, Brassicaceae.
AUGAGAUGGUAUCCUACAGAAGCACAUCGUUGGUUUGAUGAAAACCAUACCGGCUAUGUUUUUCAUUCUACGAUUCCCCUUGCCAAACUCCAUGACGUAAACGAACGGUUUAUUGUAAACGGAGAGCUUAUGAUCGUUGCCGAGGUAGAUAUUCUUCAAGUUAUUGGCACCUCAGGGGAAUCUGAAGAAACAAAUCCUCUUAAAAAUCUUAAGGUAGAAUCUGGGAGCUCUGUUUCUGAAAGACACCAAGACGUUGCAGAGCUUUCCAUUGAUGAUCUUGUCGAAGCAGAGAAUGCAGUGGCUUACAUGAAAAGUUCAGGCGUUAAUGUGGAUUGGUUGGCGAAAAAGCUCGAGGAAAUCAAGGAAAAUAAAGAGAUUUCUGGUAGUUGA